This is a messenger RNA of Bemisia tabaci, 733 nucleotides long. NCBI's taxonomy places the organism in Eukaryota, Metazoa, Arthropoda, Insecta, Hemiptera, Aleyrodidae. The record is from RefSeq and is a predicted model, not a curated record.
GCUGUAGUGCUGUGUGCUGUCCCGGCUGUCCCCUAGGUUUCUAACCUGUAUUCUGUUUCCGCUGUUCUAGGUGGGCACCUUUUAUAUUAUUCAACGUGAAUCGUGUUCAGGCUGAAGCUUUGCGGAUUGAAAUAUGACGGAAGCUGAGAUUCCAACUUUCAAAUGCGUCCUUGUGGGUGAUGGUGGUACAGGCAAAACCACUUUCGUUAAAAGACAUCUUACUGGUGAAUUUGAAAAGAAAUAUGUGGCUACAUUAGGUGUUGAAGUCCACCCACUCGUCUUUCAUACCAAUCGAGGACCAAUAAGGUUCAAUGUUUGGGACACUGCUGGCCAAGAAAAAUUCGGAGGUCUCCGUGACGGUUAUUACAUCCAGGGUCAGUGUGCGAUUAUCAUGUUUGAUGUCACAUCAAGAGUCACCUACAAGAAUGUUCCAAAUUGGCAUAGAGAUUUAGUCCGGGUUUGCGAAAAUAUUCCAAUUGUUCUUACUGGUAAUAAAGUUGAUAUCAAAGACAGAAAAGUAAAAGCAAAAAGUAUAGUUUUCCACAGGAAAAAGAAUUUACAGUACUAUGACAUAAGUGCCAAAAGUAAUUACAAUUUUGAAAAACCUUUCCUGUGGUUGGCAAGGAAACUAAUUGGAGACCCUAACUUAGAAUUCGUAGCCAUGCCAGCAUUAGUACCACCAGAAGUUAUGAUGGAUCCACAAUGGCAAUCUCAAAUCGAAAAGGACCUCAAA